UCAGGAGAAAAUCACCUGAUGUUGUUUUCGUUUUUCUCUUAGUCAGAAAAUGGAAUCAAAGAGAAAGUUAAUUGUUGUUUUCUUUUUCUGGUCUCAUCUUAAUUUAAUUUAAUUCUGUGUUAAUUUAAUUCUUUGAUUUUUGUUUUCUUCGCCAUUGAUUUUGCUUGUUUUCAAAUGAUGAAAACUGGUAAAUUGGUUACAAAUGGUUUGUUCUUACGUGAAUUAUUGAGAAGCUCAACUAAUCGGUUCAAUUUACCUUGGGAUAAGUUGAUUAAACGGUUAACCAAAUCUGAUAAUUGGAAUAACGAUGUUUCUAUACAGUCAAAAUUAUUCUCGGUUAAAAUUACUAAACAAUUGGAUGAAAGGGUUAAAGAUGAACAAUCUGGUGUUAACCCUGAAUCUGAUGAAUCGGUUGCAAUUUCAGCUAAUGAAGAUUUGAAUAGCCAAUUUAUUGAAUGGAUGCAAACUGAAGAUUCUACAUCCUCCCCAGCGUCACAAUCUUUGCCUUCAUCAACACCUCCACCUUCAUCCUCGUCUUCAUCUUCACCAUCAUCUAGUGAUAAACAAGAAAAAACGGUUCUCUCACCUGAUGUUACUUUACCCAGGUUAAGUCGUAGCUCAGUGGCCAGUAAAAGUCGUCAAUUAAUAGUCAGUUUGUCACAAGCUAAAACACCAAUUAAUCAAACAGUUGCUCUUCAAGAGCUGUGUCGUCAUCUCAUAAAUUAUCCUGAAGCUUGUGGAUUCAGCCUUCAGGAAGGAGCUUCAACGUCCAUCAUUAAAUUAGCUAAUGAAACCAAAGAUAAUAAAGUGAAAGCCUACGCUCGCCAAGCGCUUGCUCUACUUGGAUAUGCUGCACCACCCAAAGGUCGAGGUAUCCGAAUAUUAAGUAUCGACGGCGGCGGAACCAAAGGAAUCGUAAUCAUUGAAAUCCUGAGACAAUUGGAAAAAGUCACUGGUAAACCAAUACAUCAACUGUUUGACCUGAUUUGUGGUGUUAGUACCGGAGCAAUUAUAGCAAUGUUACUUGGAGCUCUUCAAACAAACAUCGAUGAGUGUAUCCGAUUGUAUCAAAAGUGUUCCGAGCAAAUGUUUCAAAAGGAUGUCCUUCGAGGUGCUGGUCGACUUCUUUGGACUCAUGCCUAUUACGAUACUGCAGUUUGGGAGAAAAUAUUACGUUCUGUUUAUCCGGAAAAAGCUUUAAUCGAAACGGCACAAAAAGAAAAUAUGCCGAAACUUGUCACCGUUUCCGCAUUGAUCAACACUCCAAGUAUUCAGCCUUUUGUUUUUCGUAACUAUAACCACUCGGAUAAAUUUUUAAGCUACUAUGAGGGUUCAUGUAAAUACGCAAUUUGGCAAGCAAUUAGAGCCUCAGCUGCUGCUCCAGGUUAUUUUGAAGAGUUUCUUUUGGACAAUUAUGUCCACCAAGAUGGUGGAGUUUUAGUAAACAAUCCGACGCCCGUUGCCAUUCACGAAGCUCAACUUCUUUGGCCUAAUGAGCCUAUUCACGUAUGUGUCUCAAUUGGAAGUGGAAAAUAUUCACCAUUAAACCUGAAGAAAGAGGAAAAAGCCGCUAUAACCAGUUUAAGAACAAAAAUAAGUCGAGUAAUCGAUUCGGCAACUGACACCGAAGGACCUCAUCGAUUGUUACAAGAUCUUCUCAAACCUGGAACUUAUUUCCGUUUCAAUCCAGCCUUAUCUCAAUGGUACUCACUUGAUGAGAAUCGUCCCGAGAAAUUAACACAAAUGCAAACCGAUGCUACGAUGUACCUAAGAAAAAACGAAUACAAAUUGAACAAAGCGGCAAAAGCACUAAACGAGAAAAGGUCACCCUUUCAAUUGAUUAUGGAUCAGUUGAGAUCUGAUCUCAAAGUCUAAUCACCAAUAAUUUAUAUAAAUAUAUUAAUGCAAUUCUAAAUCCUCUGUAAUAUCAACCAUCCACAAUCAGUGUAUUAUAUUAAUUUAAGAAUUUGUUGAUUGUAAAUACGAUAAUUGAAACAAUCUAUUGUACGUUUAGACAAUGUUUUUUUUAAAGCAAUAAAUCAAAGUCCAUCUUAA
This is a messenger RNA of Panonychus citri (citrus red mite), 2055 nucleotides long. Its product is annotated as calcium-independent phospholipase A2-gamma-like. The record is from RefSeq and is a predicted model, not a curated record. NCBI's taxonomy places the organism in Eukaryota, Metazoa, Arthropoda, Arachnida, Trombidiformes, Tetranychidae. Gene Ontology annotation, biological process: arachidonate metabolic process. Bases 175 to 1875 code for a protein of 566 amino acids. Gene Ontology annotation, cellular component: membrane. The transcript is spliced from 2 exons.